Molecule: messenger RNA, 1832 nt
Organism: Alligator sinensis (Chinese alligator)
Lineage: Eukaryota; Metazoa; Chordata; Crocodylia; Alligatoridae
Gene: GEM
Product: GTP binding protein overexpressed in skeletal muscle
Exons: 4
Biological process (GO): negative regulation of high voltage-gated calcium channel activity
Cellular component (GO): plasma membrane
Molecular function (GO): GTP binding; calcium channel regulator activity; GTPase activity
Source: RefSeq, a predicted model, not a curated record
AAGGAUGACACUGAACAAUGUCACCCUGCGGCACAGCAACAGCGCUCUGCAAUCGCAGCAACAGCGCUGGAGCAUUCCUCCGGCUGAUUGAAGGCACCUGCUUGUCCACAAGGACCCCCACGAGUACAACGUGCGUAAAAGAUAUACAUACAACCCAGAAGAUUAUUACAGAAGGAGCUGGUCAUCUGAGUCUUCUGAUUCGGUCAUCUCCUCUGAGUCUGGAAAUAGCUACUACAGGGUGGUACUGAUUGGGGAGCAAGGAGUAGGAAAAUCUUCCCUGGCCAACAUCUUUGCAGGUGUACAUGACAGCAUGGACAGCGACUGUGAUGUGCUGGGGGAAGACAUGUAUGAACGAACCUUGAUGGUGGAUGGUGAAAGUGCGACCGUUAUACUGCUUGACAUGUGGGAAAAUAAGCGUGAAAGUGAAUGGAUCCAAGAUCAUUGCAUGCAAGUAGGAGAUGCAUACUUGAUUGUCUACUCCAUCACAGACCGAGCAAGCUUUGAGAAAGCCUCUGAACUCAGAAUACAGCUCCGCACAGCACGCCAGACAGAAGAUAUUCCUAUUAUUUUAGUGGGCAACAAAAGUGACCUUGUCAGGUGCCGUGAAGUCUCUGUGGCAGAGGGUCGUGCUUGCGCUGUUGUGUUUGACUGUAAGUUCAUUGAGACUUCUGCUGCCGUCCAGCACAAUGUGAAAGAGCUGUUUGAAGGGAUUGUGCGACAAGUCCGGCUACGGAGGGACAGCAAGGAAAAGAAUGAGAGGAGGCUGGCCUACCAGAAACGGAGAGAGAGCAUUCCCAAGAAAGCCAGGCGGUUCUGGGGCAAAAUAGUGGCCAAGAACAACAAGAAUAUGGCCUUCAAACUGAAAUCUAAGUCAUGUCAUGACCUGUCAGUACUUUAGGAAAGUUGGACAAUAUCAGAUGUUCUCUUUUAUGGACAUUAUUUAACCAUAUUGUGAACAAUAAUCAAUCUAUAUUAGAUUGGAUUAUGAGGCAAAAAUUGACUUGGAUUCACAGUUGUGAUUGUGAUGAAAUGUGAUGGCUACAAGCACACCAUAAUGCAUGGAAAAGUCUUUCUUAUCUUUUUAUUGGUAGUUUAAAAAGAGAAAAAAAACUUUGUCAUAUACCAGGACACCCCACUCUUAAUACUUGGGGAGUAUUUGGGAAUGUACUUUUUGUUUUUCCUUUACCUUUGGAUUAUAGCAUAAGAAUCUAAAAUCAUUGUGAUUUGGGGAACAAAUUCUUCUUAUUUUUUUAAAUGUACAGAAAUGAGGAAUGGUUUGGGAAAUGAUUUUUUACCAACUAAUUCAUCUCAUUUUCUUAAGUACCUACAGCUGAAAAUCUGCAUUUCUGUAGAAUAGCCACCACAACACUUUCUUGUUUCCAGAGUAGUAUCCAUGAACAUAUACAUCUCUAACUUUUAAUGGAAAAAUGCUUCUAAUCAAAGAGUUUUCCUUUAUGAUUUUCAUACUAUGGGAUUGUUAAUAGAAAACGUCAGAUUAAAAAUAGCAUCAAGUGCAAGAUGCCAAAACAUUUUAAAAUCACUUGAGCUUUUAUAAGAAAGCAUGUAGACUUUUUGUACCCAGAUUUGGCCUUUGUGUAUGCCAGAUGUAUGCUGUAUUUAUUAUCUUGCAAGAUAACAGGCAUUUUUUAAUAUUGGGGAAAAUGUAUUUAUUAUCAAGUUUCUUAACAAAAUAGGAAAUUUUAUUACUGUUUUCUAUCUAAUAUCUUUUUCAGAUAAUGCAAGUUUUUACUUACAUGCCUUGUAAUAAAAUAAAUAAAAGAUGCCCCUGCUUUUGGGCCUCAUCAAGAAAUCCCCAAAAUGUCUUUUUACAG